This is a messenger RNA of Vitis vinifera (wine grape), 1157 nucleotides long. RefSeq names its product peroxidase 64. The record is from RefSeq and is a predicted model, not a curated record. The transcript has 4 exons. Gene Ontology annotation, molecular function: peroxidase activity; heme binding. Gene Ontology annotation, biological process: hydrogen peroxide catabolic process; response to oxidative stress. NCBI's taxonomy places the organism in Eukaryota, Viridiplantae, Streptophyta, Magnoliopsida, Vitales, Vitaceae. Bases 1 to 951 code for a protein of 316 amino acids. Gene Ontology annotation, cellular component: plasmodesma; plant-type cell wall.
AUGGCUGCCAUUGCUGCAUUGUUGAGCUCACUUCUCAUUUUUUUGGCCUCUCCACUAGGAAAUGCACUGAGUUCGAACUACUACGACAAGACAUGCCCAGAUGUUGAGUCAACCGUCACAAAUGCUGUCAGGCAGGCAGUGAUGGCGGACAAAAAAGUCGCUGCUGCGCUGCUCCGAAUGCAUUUCCAUGACUGCUUCAUAAGGGGCUGUGAUGCUUCUGUCUUGUUGAAUUCGGUAAACAAAAACACUGCAGAAAAAGACGGGCCAGCAAAUGGUUCUUUGCAUGCAUUUUUUGUCAUUGACAACGCAAAGAAAGCAUUAGAAGCAUUGUGCCCUGGAGUGGUCUCCUGUGCUGAUAUUUUGGCUCUAGCUGCAAGGGAUGCAGUUGUGCUAGUAGGAGGUCCAACUUGGGAAGUUCCCAAAGGAAGAAAAGAUGGAAGAAUAUCAAGAGCUAGUGAAACCAGUCAGUUGCCAUCUCCAACCUUCAACAUCUCUCAACUAAAACAAAGCUUCUCUCAAAGAGGUCUAUCCCUGGAUGACCUAGUGGCUCUUUCAGGAGGGCAUACUCUCGGAUUUUCCCACUGUUCAUCCUUCCAGAGCAGGAUUCGCAACUUCAAUGCCACACAUGACAUCGACCCUACGAUGCAUCCAUCCCUUGCAGCGAGCUUAAGGAGUGUUUGUCCAAAGAAGAAUAAUGUCAAGAAUGCUGGAGCCACCAUGGACCCUUCUCCAACAACUUUUGACAACACUUACUACAAGCUAAUUCUCCAGGGGAGAAGCCUGUUUUCCUCUGAUGAAGCUUUGCUCACUUUUCCAAAGACCAAAAAUUUGGUUUCUAAGUUUGCAACCUCAAAAGAAACUUUCUCAAAGGCAUUUGUUAACUCUAUCAUCAAGAUGAGCAGCAUUACUGGUGGACAAGAGAUCAGGAAGGACUGCAGGGUGGUAAAUUAAGGGGCACACAACUCCAUUUAAAGCUUAGUCGGUUAUAAGCUAUGUUAGCUGGACAAUCCAUCAAAUGGGUUGUUCUUCUUCUGCUAUGGUAAAAAUAAGUGUGGGAACGUCUGUUUUGAUUUCAGAUCAGCAAAGUUGAUAAUUAUCUUGUUGCAACAGAAUUGAAAUAUUACAAUAUACAAUAGUUCUAGUUUUUUGCUUUUAAA